Molecule: messenger RNA, 2622 nt
Organism: Aspergillus calidoustus
Lineage: Eukaryota; Fungi; Ascomycota; Eurotiomycetes; Eurotiales; Aspergillaceae
Source: the annotation of a GenBank genome assembly
CUCGACACGCACAACUCGCACGUCAUGAACACUCACGGGGUAGACAACCGCCUCGUACCGUGGAUGCAAUGAGCCCCUGUGCAACGCGUCCCUGUGUAGGGCGCGUGCAAAGCGCCAAAUUACCGAUGUUUCAGGAGCUGUGGCGAGCACAACAGGGGAAUUGAUGCGAGUGCAUCUUAUCGGCUCGCAUGGACAUGGAGCCGACAUGCAGUCAUGGCCGAUAGCGCAGGAACCCUGCGGCUCCAGCCUUGGAGACGUUCGCCGGCGCGUCGCCCGGACUCUCUCGCCUCGGUAUAUGGUCGGUAGAGAAGUUUCGGAGAGUAUCUUGUGGGCUUCGUGCAGCAUACGCGCCUUAUCUUUCUGCAAUCCAACUACACAUGAGGUGGACGGCGAAAGCAGAGCAGAGUCAGAAUCGUCGAGGGAGAAGAUCCCGCGGAGAGGCGUCGCUGCGCUCGUGGACUGUAAACUAGUGGCUGCGAUGCCGAUUGGCCAGUUUCUCUCCACGGGGUCGAGUCCGGAGAAAAGGCCCGUGCAAGACACGUUUUCAGGGCGUGUGUGCGAGCGUCAGCGUGAUGCGAGCUGGGAAUCCGUGCUCGACAAGCGCCCAGGAACAUUACCACCAAUCAUCUUUAGGCUAUCUCGCAGAGGUCGCCCUCGGAGGUGUCUGUGAACGCGGGGAAAGACCGAGGCUUGCGUCCGGGGAUUUCAUGUGGAACCACUCGCCAAAUAUUUAUCGAUAACGCUGUUCCUGUACCUGUCCUUUUUUGUUUCGUUCCUGCAGUUCAUCUCUUCUGUCCCUCCUUUUACUGCAUUGCUUUACUCCCCGCUCAAUCCUCUCCUUCUACACACCACCAUGGCCGUCCUUCCCACCACCGGCCACGUCGGCAGCCUCACUCCCACCGAAGAAGCCAAGCUGCAGGAAUUCUGGACACUGCUCUUCACCACCGUCUCCUCGCUGCUUUCCGCCGUCUACGACGUCCCCCGCCCCGAAGGCUCCCCGAACGAACUCUUCAAGCUCCUCAACAACAUCAAAGAACCCACAGUCGACGGCAUCCUCGACGCACUGAAGAGCAAGCCGGCAGAAACCAACGGCACAAAUGGCACCUCCAACGGAACCAAUGGCGCUGUCGCAGAAAAGUCCCUCGAUAAAGUCGAGUCGCUUGUGAACAAGGCCGACGGCAAGACGCUGCUCGACCAGCUUUCCAAGGAGAAAGUCACCAAAGCGCAUCUCACUACCCUCACCGCCGACCUGCACAAAGCAGGCCUCCACGACGCCGAAAUCAAAGCCAUGGAGAAGAUCCUGACCAAGAUGUCCCUCGCAGAAAUGUGCUUCGCGCUCUUGAAGAUGGCCAAGCAGGAGCAUCCCGACUCGCUUCUCCUCCGGUUCCUGCGCGCCCGUAAAUGGGACGUGAACAAGGCCUUUGGCAUGAUGGCGAAUGCGAUCUACUGGCGCCAGACAUUCGGGGUUGAUGACGACGUCGUCCCCAAGGGCGAGCUGCACGCCUGGCAGCAGGCGCAUGAUUCGUCUCUGAGCAAGGCCGAACAGAAGGAGGGCAAGGACUUUAUCUCGCAGCUGGAGAUGGGCAAGAGUUACCUGCAUGGGCUGGACCGUGAGGGCCGACCGGUAAACAUCGUACGAGUGAAGCUGCACAAGCCUGGCGCGCAGACGGCGGCUGCGCUUGAGCGAUACAUUGUACACGUUAUCGAGUCGACGCGCGUUCUUGUCGCUCCCCCGGUUGAGACAGGCACAAUCCUCUUCGACAUGACGGGCUUCACCCUCGGCAACAUGGAAUACCACCCCGUGAAGUUCAUCAUCCAAUGCUUCGAAGCCAACUACCCUGAAUCCCUCGGCCUGCUACUGAUCCACAAUGCCCCCUGGAUUUUCUCAGGAAUCUGGAAGAUCAUCCACGGCUGGAUGGACCCCGUCGUCGCCUCCAAAGUCCAAUUCACAAAGAACAUCAACGACCUCGAUAAAUUCAUCCCCCGCGAGAAAAUCCCCAAGGAGCUCGGCGGCGACCAAGAAUUCACAUACAAAUACAUCGAGCCCCUCGCCGAUGAGAACGCCCUCAUGGCUGAUAAAGCCGCAGGCGACGCAGCGAUGGUCAGCCGGAUGAUGACGGGCCUGGAGUUCGUCGCGUCGACUGCGGCGUGGAUCUCCGCCUCACACUCGGCGAAGAAGUCCGGUGAGGAGGGCGAGAAGGAGGCCGCGAAACAUCUUGCUGAGAGGCGCGCUGAGGUUAUUGAGAGGUUCCGACAGAGUUACUGGAAGUUGGAUCCGUAUGUUCGCGCUAGAGCACUGAUUGAUCGCCGGGGGGCGAUUAAGGAUGGGGUUGUACACGAUUUUUAGGAGGGGUAGAAGUGUAUGAUGUAUGGCUAUGUGAUGUGAUUUGUAUGUGAUAUCCUGCUAUGUUGCAAUUAUUUUCUUCUCUUCCUCUAUUGUUUUCUUCUUCAUAUCAGGUGGACUAGGCUCUAGUAGCUCUGGAGUGAAGAGCCGUCGCUGUGCGAGGAGUCCCAGUCUUUAUCGCAAACUUCCUUGGCUAGAAAUAGAAACCUGGAUUCCAUCACCGAUUUCCACUGCAGAGCAAGAACUGAGAGGUGUUGUUUGUCAUCUAUCCCGUCAGC